This is a messenger RNA of Cylicocyclus nassatus, 303 nucleotides long. The record is from the annotation of a GenBank genome assembly. NCBI's taxonomy places the organism in Eukaryota, Metazoa, Nematoda, Chromadorea, Rhabditida, Strongylidae.
AUGGAUUCUCUUCGGAGGCAAUUGGAAGAGGCCCAAAGGGAAGCUGGCCAGGUCGCUCCUCUGCGAAGGCAGUUGGAACAAGCCAAAAGGGAAGCUAAUGAGGCCGCUUCUCUCCGAAAGCAGUUGGAAAUGGCCGAAAAGAAGAUCGAUGAUUUGAAAGCGAAGAUGGCCAAGGAGACCAGGGCCGCCAACAAUUACUGGUCUCACUUGAAGAGACAGCGAAGGCAUAUCGAACUGCUAACGACGAUGGCGAAUCAAUGGAUGGUUGACGUCGACGAGGGCCUUAGCAAUCCCAAUUUGUGA